This is a messenger RNA of Caenorhabditis sp. 36 PRJEB53466, 341 nucleotides long. The record is from the annotation of a GenBank genome assembly. NCBI's taxonomy places the organism in Eukaryota, Metazoa, Nematoda, Chromadorea, Rhabditida, Rhabditidae.
AUGCACAGCUGCGUCCUGCUGAUGCUCAUCCUCGUCUUUUCAGAUGGUAAGUUGCGACUAUUUUUCUCCUUUGACUUUACAUUUUUUUUCAGUUUUCGCCACGCAGUCACCCACUUUUGACCGACAAGAUCGGGAUUAUCGGCCACUCCAGGUAUUGUCGCUCUUUUUGUGCUCCGUGCUCAUUCGCUCUCUUUCAUUUUCAGUUCGGCAAGAGAGACGGCUACCGUCCUCUGCAGUUCGGCAAACGCGACUAUCGGCCUCUGCAGUUCGGAAAGCGGAGCAGCAGCAGCAGCAGCAACGGAGCAACCGUAGUGCUCGAGCCGGUCUGGGAAUGGCAAUAA